ACCGGGAGCCCUGUAGCGAUGGAGUCACCCGCGGGGCUGCCCCGGGGGGGGGAGACCUGAGCGGCGGUCGGUGCCUCCGGAGAAAAGUGCUCGGAGAGCGGCGGCCCGGGUCGGUGGCAGGUGCCUCCGCUGUAAGUGCCCUUACAGAGUAACUUGGAGACUUAAGAGACUUUGUUUUGAUUAUUGCUGCUGCCUGGAGCUUCAAAAUGAUGCUGGCAGAGCAAGCCCAGAAGUGGUUCCCAACUCACGUGCAAGUCACGGUUCUUCAAGCCAAAGGUCUGAAGCCCAAAGGCAAAAGUGGCACCAACGAUGCGUACACCAUCAUCCAGCUGGGCAAGGAGAAGUAUUCCACCUCCGUGGCUGAGAAGAGCCUGGAUCCAGUGUGGAAGGAAGAGGCCUCCUUCGAGCUGCCCGGAUUGCUGAUGCAGGAGAACCCGGACAGGUACAUCCUGUACCUGAUUGUCAUGCACAGGUCGCUGGUGGGGCUGGACAAGUUCCUGGGACAGGUGGCCAUAAGUCUGAACGAUGUAUUUGAGGAUAAGCAAAGAAGGAAAACAGAGUGGUUUCAACUAGAGUCCAGACAAGGGAAAAGAACCAAAGACAGAGGAGAAAUAAAAGUCAAUAUUCAGUUUAUGAGGAAUAACAUGACAGCAAGUAUGUUUGAUUUGUCAAUGAAGGACAAAACCAAAUCCCCUUUUGCUAAACUAAAAGACAAAAUGAAGGGUCGAAAAAAUGAUGGGACAUUUUCAGAUACGUCAUCUGCAAUCAUUCCAAGUACUCACAUACCUGAUGCGAACGUAGAGCUAUGUAGUGGUGAAGUACAAAUGAAAUCAAAACCAAAAAAGCCUUUCCUUUUGGGACCUCAGAGGCUAUCUUCAGCUCAUUCGAUGUCAGAUUUAACAGGAUCCCAUGUCUCCUCAGAAAAAUUAAAAUCCAGCACAGUUGGCUACUCUCAUCUUUUCAAGCGUCAGCUGGAAUCUUUUGGUUCAGUUGAUGAAGGAGGAAGUCUAAAAUCUCCGCACAGGAGGACAUUAAGUGUUGAUACUUCUAAAAUGAACCAACUGGACAGCACAGCUGAUGAAACUGCACCGGAAGCACAAAAUGACCCAUUUACCAACGUGAGUGCUUCGUUACCCCAAAAAUUCGCUACACUGCCAAGACAGAAGAAUCCAUUUGAAGAAAGCCCAGCAACGUGGGAUCAAAACAUAAAUCUGUUUUCCAAACCUGUUGAAAUCAAAAAAGAAAUUAGAAAAGAGAAAAAAGAGAAGGUUAGUCUUUUUGAAAGAGUGACUGGCAAAAAAGAUAGCAGGAGGUCGGAUAAACUUAGCAAUGGGGGAUCAGAGAGCUCCACUGACUUGAAAUCACCGAGUGCAUUUGGUGAAACUCAUCAGGAGAGUUUUGAUUACGAGUCGACUAAUCCGUUCAUGACAAACUUCAAGCCUACAAGCAUGUUGCCAUCUUCAAGUUUUAACGUGAAUCCUUCUGGCACUGAGGACCUCAGGAAAACAAUGGUGAGUUGUGAAGUGUUAUGGAAAGCUAUCAGCAAAUACCAACUAACUGGUGCCCAGUACAAUGAUGGAAAUCCUUUUGACGCCACUGCAGGAUACCGGAACCUCACCUACGAGGAGGUUUUACAAGAGCUGCUGAAACAUAAAGAGCAGCUUAAGAAGAAGGACAGCCAUAUUCGUGAACUGGAGGAUUACAUUGAUAAUCUUCUUGUACGAGUGAUGGAAGAAACACCCAGUAUUCUCAGAGUGCCAUAUGAACCUUCUCGAAAGGCUGGCAAAUUCUCCAAAAGCUAAGAUGGUGACACUUGGUGGGACUUUCUGCUGAGUACGGUAGUGGAAGGAAAUAACAUUUCAACGUUUUGACUUCUUUUCAUUCCUUUUUGUUCUAAAAAAAAUUCCAGACAUUGGGAGGAUGGGACUGUGGCGAAGUUUUUGGUGUUGCUAUUUGACUUUUGGUUUUAAUUCGAAACACUUGCAGGUACUGCCAAAAUGGUACUUCAUUGGGUUAGCUGAACAAGUUUGUUUAUUUUUCCUUUUGGAGAACAACUUUAGCUGCAGCAUAUUUACUGUAGAGUAAAUAACACACAUGAAUGCAGUGUCUGUGUCCACACUGUCCAUGUAGCAUCAGCUGGGAUACCCUGUGCUUUUUUGAAUGUUUUCUUGACUGAUAAUUAAUAUUAUGCAAAUAUGUCAAUUCUGGUAUUAUGGCAUGCCAUUAAGGCCACUGUUUUCAAGCCAGUGUAGAAUCUAAGCGUGGCUUGUUGCAAUGGAAUGCAGUUUGUUUUACACACAGAGGAAAACAGUGAUGCACAAUCUUUACAGAGUAAAUGCUGUACUGUAUGCAGUAUGCUUUUGUAUGGCAAUGUGAACAAUACCAUGCCAUUUCACUAAUGGCACAUGUGGGAAUGAGUUAAUUUACACUUAAGUGCAGAUUUUUUGUGUAUAACGAUUGAACUUUGGUGGCGAACUCAUUACAUGGGAUUAUUUUGCAGAUCUUUUUGUAUGAAGUUAUUGCAUGCUUUUUUUAUGCAUUAAAGUACUUUGAACAGUGUUAAUAGAGUCAGAAGUAGGAUGGAAGAAAAGUUGGAAUAAGGUAAGAGUACUUUGUUCAGCCAAGGUCUGCUACAGUAAAAGUAUAGGAGAAAUGAACAGACUGAAUUAAAAAGACAUGGUAAUUCUGAAAAUGUAGAACUGACUGAAUUUAAGGUUGAGUUUAACGUGAUCUCUAUCUCCUAGGUUUUUUUAAACUUAUGAGAACAAAAUAUAAGCCUUUAGAAAUAGGCUGUGUUGCUGAAACAUGUCUAGGGGAAGAGGUUCAAUUUAGUUUAUUUUUUUAGAAAGGUUUGUAUUCUUUAUAAGUACUUUCAGUUCUCUUUGAGGCAAAUGAAAGAAUGUUGUACAAGUCUUCCUGAUCAUUUAAUAAUUGUAAGAUGACAGAUGAAAAGGAUAUCUGUUAUUCAAUAAAAUGGCUAAAUAAGGUGAUAAACAUAUUAAGGCAAAAUAGUGUAGGAGAAGAAUCCUUACAAUAUUAAUGUAGGUAGAUUUUAAUUUCCUUCAUAAGAGCCUCAGUUGGAUUUUCUAUUGCUGUGAAACAGUAAGAAACUAGUAGAACAAAAAAAAAAGGUACAGAUAAUAUUUUAGAUUUGGAUUUUAAAAGAAUGACUGUCUUUUCACCUCUUCUUUCUACGCCUGAUCUGUUUUCUUACAUAACGACAGUAAUAGCUGUUUUGAGAAAGAAAAAAGCAUAACAUUCCUCUUUUUUUUCAUGCUGCAAAAAAUCUGUUUUUUUGUUUUUAAAGCCACAAAGAUUAUCUUAAAUAACUAUUAUCUGGAAGAGAUGAAAUGGAUCUACUGUCUGAAUACUUUUGACAAUGUUAGCUUUAUAUGACAGCAAAGGAAUAUACUUCUUAGACAAAAAAUAAUUUGGUACAAUCAUUCCCACAUUUCAUUUUCUUACUUUUUAUUCUUUUCUCCUUCUUUUCGCGCUCAUUUUUUUAUUUUCUCCCAUUUUUAGGAGCUAUCUCCCAAACCCCUAAUGUUAAACUUCAUGCAGUUUGAGCAUUCUCAGCCCUGUGUUGGGAUCCACCAGUGCAGGUCAUUUUGCCUGGACGAAGCCUCAGUCAUUUGAGACAAAGAAACAGGCCCACUUCAUCAAGUGAUUUCUCCAUUGACAGCCAAAAGAUUUAUCAAGUUCUGUAUCUUGUAAACCACAUGAAUGUCUUUCUGACCCACUUAAGGUCUGUAUGACUGUAAAUUUGCUGUAAUAUAUUCGAAGUGCCAAAGGUUAUAUACAAGUUAUGGUACAUUUACUGUUGGAAGUUAGUUUUGCACUCAUUUUUAUUUCCUAAUUACACCAAGAUGUAUUUCAGAUACGCAGUAUUUCCAUGCAAGUUCUUGAACAUUUUUCCAUGUUUGGCUAAGGCAAGUGGUUUUCUCAUAUUGUUAACGGGGAGGAGUUGUGCAAUUGUCUUGAAUUCAACAGUCAUUUUCAAACUGACUGGUACACGUGAGGCAGUGUGUAGUAUCCAUAACGAUUAAACCAUACACACCAGUGGGGUUUAACAAGUAAAUACACUCCAAUGACUUUUCACUUGCAAGCCAACUUAUAAUUAUUAAAAUGAAACUCUACUAUAUUUAGCACCUCUGAAAUCACUCCUUUUAGAAUGUAAAUGUAGAAUAUCAAACUGCAUAAUUGACUAAAAGCAGAUCGUUUGACAUAUUUGCAUACCGACCACGAUAAGCAGAUUAAAGGUAGCGAAAAGAUCAAUUUUUGUGCAUUAGUGAAGAAAUUUAGUGAAGCUUUGAAUGCGCUAUCUCGUCUUUAUCUGAUCUGUGGGGGAAUAAAUGCACCUUUUGUUUCCAGCAGUGUAUCAAGAGAGAGAGGAGAACGACAAAUGCAAUUUAGGAAAGGGUGAAGUUACCAGAAGGGACGGGAAUUUCAACUCUGAAUUUUUAUAUGGAGUUCUUAUGGCUAAAGAUAUAAGCUCUUCUAGGGCAAUUUUGGAAAAAUUGCACACCUGUCAUUUUCUGCUUAAAAUGAAAAUUUUAACAUUUUUCUACAUUUUUGAGACUGUUUUUGAAGUACACCUUCAUCCCACCUGUAUUUGAUGGAGCAUGCAGCUUUCAAAUGAAAACAUUUCAAACGGAGUGAUUUAUAUGCUGAAAACAAAGUAAGUUCUGUUUCUCCAGUAGGACAAAACUGUAAAUUCUCCGACAGAUCAUUUAAAAAUUAUAAUAACUUGCCACUUACAAUUAGUCUUUCUUGCCCUCUGAAAUGUAGGGAUGAGAACUUGGGGCACAUUAUUUUGGUCUCUUCUGUCAAAAGUAAGAAUGAAAGUUCAUCCGUGCACACCCUGUACUUGAAAAUUCUCCUUUCAAACAUCUCUGCUCAUAGCAAUGUACUUUCCUUACUUCAGAGAACAAAUAUCAAGGCUGUAUUUUAGUUUUGUAAGUAACAUUUACUUUCUACCGUCCUGGAAGGAUGUUUAAUAUUUAUAUAUGUUACCUCGUGCUGCUGUAUUUUAUGUUUAGCUUGGUUUUCCACCUACUAAUGAAUGUAGCAUUCUCCCUAGAUUAUACAUAGCUACAUUUAUUGCUGUUGGCUCUGUAUCAAGAACUAUUUGUAACUUUCCAGCUGUGAAAAUGUUGCCUUGCAUUUAGAAAGGCUUUAUGAUGUGGGGACCUAAUGAAACUCAGGCUCAUUAGGUACUAGUCUGCAUUUCUUUCUCUAGAGGAUGCCCUUUCUUAGAUGCAUCUAAAAACAACUGUUGUCUUAAUAUGUUUACUGCUGCACUGGAGGCUUAUUUACACUUCCAGCUUUAAAGAAAAAAUAUUGUCCUAUAUUAAGUAUGUAAAGUAUGCUUUUUUGCUGUUUAUGUAUCCAUUACUGUUGCUGAUAUGAUAGAGUUGUUAGCUCUGUGAUUUUAAAAUGGUGAUAUGUGAAGCAUGUUACCUAACUUCCUCUCUUUGAAGUCCGUGAUGAAGGAUAAUAGUGCUGCUGCAUUCAUGAUGCUAGAUGUAAGGGUCUGUCAGCACCUUCAGUUUGAGACACUAUUUUCAGGAAUUUAUAACUUCUAAAUCUGCAUACAGGCACUGGAAGUAUUUAAUAUGCAAUAGGUAGCACUUUAAUCUGUUUAUGAAGGGUUUUGAGAUUUGUUUCUGUUGGAAAAAGUCACAACCUCCUGUAGCAUAGAGAGCGUUUACUUUGCCUUUCACAAUUUGUUCAUCAGCCACUGUAUAUUACAAGUGAUAGAGCCAUUCCUAUUCAUCUUAGAAGCUUCCAGGUGUCUUGUGUUACGAUAUGCUGUAAAAAACUGAAGAUCCAGGUUAUAUAGGAAGUCUGUAAAAGAUUCUACCUUAGGGGUUAAUUUUGUCUUGUGCAAUCAAUGGUACUUUGUCUACAUUUAAUAAUGGUACAGAAUCACAACUAUAUGCACAUGUGAGAACUGUAAACCUAGGAUGCAUGAAAAAACUUUAUUUUUGUUUCAUUAUUGCAACUUCAGCUCUUUAAUUUGAUUACAAUGUUAUCUCAGUAUUUUAAUUUCUGUCCAUUAAAACAAUAUUGCAUGUCUAACACUAAUAAAGCACCACAGUGCACUACCACA
Messenger RNA from Centrocercus urophasianus (Greater sage-grouse), 6112 nucleotides. RefSeq names its product RAB11 family interacting protein 2 (gene RAB11FIP2). Gene Ontology annotation, biological process: regulated exocytosis. Lineage: Eukaryota; Metazoa; Chordata; Aves; Galliformes; Phasianidae. Gene Ontology annotation, cellular component: phagocytic cup; endosome. Gene Ontology annotation, molecular function: small GTPase binding. The transcript is spliced from 5 exons. The record is from RefSeq and is a predicted model, not a curated record. The coding region runs from base 207 to 1802 and encodes 531 amino acids.